AUGUCCAAGUAUCUCCUCACCGAGCCCUCGCCCUCCACAACCUCGUACGUCCGCUGCGGCCGCGGCGGCGCCGGCAACACCUUCCGCGCCUCGUCCUCCGAAGCCCGCACCACCGCCGUCUCCCCCACUGCGAAAAAGACGCCCUCCUCCGGCCGCUUCUUCAGCGGCAUCGGCGGCGCCGGCAACGCCCACCCGGCCGCCGAGCUCCCCUCCGCAGCGGCGUCCCUCGACGACGCCCUUCGCCACGCCGCCAAACGGGACAACGCCCCCGUCGGCUACUGCGGCCGAGGGGGUGCCGGCAACAUCUACCGCCGCAAGGACAGCGACGCCGCCUCGGCCUCGACCGCCUCCAGCGCGGCCAGCGUCAAGAGCAGCAUGAGCUCGACGGCCAACCUGUGGAAGCGCGUCAGCGGCUCCUUCGGACGAGACUGA
Molecule: messenger RNA, 432 nt
Organism: Ustilaginoidea virens
Lineage: Eukaryota; Fungi; Ascomycota; Sordariomycetes; Hypocreales; Clavicipitaceae
Exons: 1
Coding region: 1-432 (143 amino acids)
Source: RefSeq, a predicted model, not a curated record